UCCCGAUUCUCAACAUACUCAAUAACUUUGUCUUUCAGUAUUGCUGACCUGGGUGAACUGCUCCAGUGUCCGUAUGGCCACCAGAAUCCAGGAUAUUUUCACAGUGGGAAAACUUAUGGCUUUGUGUCUCAUCAUUGUUGUGGGUUUGGUACAGAUCUUCGAUGGAAACUAUGAGGCACUGACUACUAAGGUGGUCUUUUCCAUGGACAAGCCACCAUCCAUUGGACAGGUUGCUCUGGCAUUCCUGCAGGCCUCCUUUGCCUUCAGUGGGUGGAACUUUCUCAAUUACGUUACUGAAGAGGUGGUUGACCCCAGACGGAAUCUACCUCGCGCCAUCUACAUCUCCAUUCCACUGGUGACGUUUGUGUACACGCUCACCAACAUCGCCUACUUUUCUUCCAUGUCACCCGAGGAGCUGCUGUCCUCCAAUGCUGUGGCUGUUACAUUUGGUGAGAAACUGCUUGGAGCCUUUGCUAUCAUUAUGCCCAUCUCAGUGGCUCUGUCCACGUUUGGGGGAAUCAAUGGCUACCUGUUCACCUCUUCAAGGUUGUGUUUCUCAGGAGCCAGAGAGGGACAUCUUCCCAGCCUGCUAGCUAUGAUUCACUACAAGAAAUGUACGCCCAUCCCAGCCCUCCUGGUUUGCUGUGCUGCCACUAUUGUUAUACUGUGCAUCGGCGAAACCCACAACCUGAUCAACUACGUCUCCUUUAUCAACUAUCUGUCAUACGGUGUCACCAUCGCAGGUCUGCUGUGGUACCGUUGGAAGAGACCUAACUUGUAUCGACCUAUUAAGGUAAACCUGCUUGUCCCUGUGUCCUACCUUAUGUUCUGGGCAUUGCUACUGGGAUUCAGCCUGUACUCAGAGCCAGUCGUUUGUGGUGUUGGUUUGAUCAUCAUGCUUACCGGUGUUCCUGUCUAUUUUCUGGGUGUCCACUGGAAAGAAAAACCAAAGUGUAUCGACAAUUUUAUUGCAUGGGCUACGUCUGUGGGCCAGAGGUUGUGUUUUGUGGUCUUUCCUCAGAUUGACCCUAUUGAGAUUGCCAGUCCUUCAGAAUGGACUGAUCAGUCAUCUGGCAGAAAAAGUUUCUCUGUCAGGUCGUAAAGGUUCCCUUUCUGAACAUGUGAAGAUUUGUGUUCUGGCUCCUGUUUUUGAAUUGCUGUUGUUUUUGUUAAGGCGUUCUUUACUACAAUGAAAGUCUCUAUCUUAGAUUUAUCUGAUCCUGAUAAAUCAGCUUUUCAUCUAAUAUUCAAGUGGACAUUCCUGCUGUUCUGUUUGAUGUGUGAAUUUUUACAUUUCCUGUAUUUUCUUUUGAGGAUCAGCAUGUAAAAUUCUAAUGGCCUUUGUUACCUUUUCAUUCUUCUACAGAACCCUGAUUGACUGACAUUAGGUAAUCAUGUCUUUUAGUUAUAUUUAGGAUUUCAUUGUACUCUAAAGCCUUUUCAACCAGAUCAAAACCAAUGAAAAGUAAAAAAUAAAUAAAUGAGGCAUCAUUUAUUUUUAAAACAAUUCAAACCCCACAAACAUGUACUUUGUGUUUCCCCCUCCAUUCCUCCACCUGACCCCUUUAACGUGUGUCAUUAAAAAGUGCUAUAUACUGUAAAAUACCCUUUCCCUCUCACACACACACUUUCUGUUGAACUUGUAUGUUUAUGUUUCAGAUCAUCAGGCCAAUGUGAACAUCAAACAAAGCCUCAGUAAAUGCGAAAUGAUGAUUUUAUUCAUCAAGAGAGAAAGAGCAAUUCAAAUGUGACAAAGUAACUGCCACCAGACUCUAAACACUGAUUUUUGCCCUUCUUGUUGGCACCAGUUGAAAUCAAGCCCUUGUGAUAACUGUCAAUAUUUUGUAAUUUUGCAACCUUGGUUCUGUUCUUUGUUAACCACUACUUUAAUUGAGGAUUUAACAAGGAGGGGAAUUACAUUUUUUUAAA
Molecule: messenger RNA, 1929 nt
Organism: Poecilia latipinna (sailfin molly)
Lineage: Eukaryota; Metazoa; Chordata; Actinopteri; Cyprinodontiformes; Poeciliidae
Product: asc-type amino acid transporter 1-like
Exons: 8
Coding region: 74-1102 (342 amino acids)
Biological process (GO): D-alanine transmembrane transport; D-serine transmembrane transport
Cellular component (GO): membrane
Molecular function (GO): neutral L-amino acid transmembrane transporter activity; L-amino acid transmembrane transporter activity
Source: RefSeq, a predicted model, not a curated record